AUGGCAUUGUAUAGAAACCGAAUCCUCAAAACAACUCAUCACAUAACUCUUCUCAAACUAUCCAAUCAAAACUUCAUCAAUUCAACUAUUUAUACGAACGGUCAUGACCUUAAUUUGAUUCAGACAAAGCCCAUUUGCACCAAUGCGAAUCGAAGCACCGUUGAAAUCCUGAUUUCCGUUUUUACAAAGCGACCAUUUUCUUUAGAAUCCCCAGAGCUUCAAGAGUUAAGCUCAUAUCUGACUCCUGAAAUAGUGGAAACUGUUUUGAAGUCCUUCAAGAAUUGGAGAGUAGCGCAUAUGUUCUUCAACUGGGCGUCCAAUCAAAAGGGGUACGCGCAUAGUUGCUAUACUUAUAACGCCAUGGCAUCAAUCCUAUCAAAUGCUCGACAAAAUGCCCCAUUGAGAGCUCUUGCUCUAAAUUUAUCGAAUUUACAGUUUUUCUGGACACCUGGAGCUUUGGGUUAUUUUAUAAGGUGUUUAGGAAGUCAAGGCCUGGUUAAAGAGGCUAUUGAUCUAUUUGAUCAAGUGAAGAGCUCAAGAGUUUGUGUUCCAAAUAGUUACAGCUAUAACUGUUUGUUGGAGGCAAUUUCGAGGAGUGGAGAUGUAGGUUUGAUUGAGAUUAGGUUUAAUGAAAUGAGGGAUCUUGGUUGGCAGAUUGAUAAGCAUACUUUGACACCGUUGUUGCAGUGUUAUUGCAACAGUAGGGAGUUUGAAAAGGCCUUGGGUGUUUUUGAUGAGAUGAGGGACAAGGGAUGGGUUGAUGCACAUGUAUUGACUACUUUACUGGUGUCUUUUAGCAAGUUGGGGGAGGUGGAUAGGGCUUUUGAGUUGAUCGCACGGAUGGAAAAGGAACUAAAUAUUAGUUUGAACGAGAAGACAUUUUAUGUACUGAUUCAUGGGUUUGUAAAGGAGUCCAGAGUGGAUAAGGCCUUGCAUCUAUUGGAUAAAAUGAGAAGAACGGGAUACGUUCCAGACAUUUCAAUCUAUGAUGUGCUAAUUGGAUGUUUGUGCAAGAAUAAGGAGAUUGACAAGGCCUUGAUGUUGUGCAACCAAAUGAGGGAACUAGGUAUGACUCCUGAUGUUAAAAUAAUGUCAAUGCUUUUAUCAUGUUUACAAGAUGAGAGAGACAUGAUUUGGUUGCUUGAAGAAAAGCAGGCAGAUUUGGAUUUGGAGAAAAGGAUGUUACUUUAUAAUUCUGUUUUGGCUGGUUUUGUUAAUAAUGGUUCAGUUAAUAGAGCUUAUCAUUUGCUAAAGGUGACGAUUGGCAAUGGAACGAAUGGAGAUUUUGAGGCAGAAAAUAUCCUUUUGGUUAAGGAAAAUGUUUGCCCUGAUACCACUUCUUUCCAAAUAGUCAUUGAUGGUCUGUGCAAAAGUGAUAAGUUAGACCUGGCCCUUGGCCUAUUCUUUGAGAUGGAUCAAAUUGGCUGUAAACGUAGCGUGUUACUUUUUAAUAAUUUAAUCAAUUGUUUGAGCAUUGCUGAUAGGUUGAAUGAAUGUUUUGAUCUUCUGAAUAAGAUGAAGGAAUCAGGAUUCCAGCCAACGCAUUUUACCUUCAAUUCCAUAUUUGGGUGCUUAUGUAGACGAGGGGAUGUUGCAGGAGCUCUUGAUAUGGUUAGGGAAAUGCGUGUGCAUGGGCAUAAACCCUGGAUAAAAUAUUAUACCCUGCUUGUCAAGAAACUUUGUGAACAAGGGAGGGCAGAUGAUGCCCGUAAUUUCCUAGUUAACAUGACUCAGGUAGGAUUCCUCCCUGAUAUGGUUGCCUAUUCUGCAAAUAUUUAUGGUUUUCUCAAGACCAAGGAACUGGAUCAAGCUUUGGAGAUAUUCAGAGAAAUAUGUAGACGUGGUUAUUGUCCUGAUGUAGUUGCAUAUAACAUGAUAAUAAAUGGGCUGUGCAAAGCCAAAAGGAUACUGGAAGCUGAGGAUGCUAUAAAUGAGAUGUUCAGUAAGGGACUAGUUCCAUCAGUUGUUACUUACAACUUUUUAAUUGAUGGGUGGUGCAAAAAUGGUGACAUUGAUAGAGCUCUCCUAUGUUUUUCGAGGAUGGUAGAGGAAGAACUGGAACCAAAUAUCAUAACAUAUACAACUUUGGUAGAUGGGUUGUGCAAUUCUCAAAAAGCAGAUCAUGCACUCAAGCUUUGGACUGAAAUGGAGCACAAAGGAUGUGCUCCAAAUAGAAUUGCUUAUAUGGCUCUCAUUCACGGGCUUUGCAAGUGUGGGAAAUCAGAUGAUGCUCUUCUCUAUUUGCAAAAGAUGGAAGACAAGGAGAUGACACCUGAUCCUUUUGUGUAUGAAGCUUUAGUAGAUGCUCUUAUGUCCAAUUCGAACACAAUUAUGGCUCAAGAAGUAGCAGAAAAGAUGGCCAAGCUUACAAAUACUAUCUGA
Molecule: messenger RNA, 2382 nt
Organism: Fraxinus pennsylvanica
Lineage: Eukaryota; Viridiplantae; Streptophyta; Magnoliopsida; Lamiales; Oleaceae
Source: the annotation of a GenBank genome assembly